Conger conger (European conger) is the source of this 8377-nucleotide messenger RNA. It is a transcript of the gene atp13a3, whose product is annotated as ATPase 13A3. Bases 283 to 4023 code for a protein of 1246 amino acids. The record is from RefSeq and is a predicted model, not a curated record. The transcript is spliced from 34 exons. Gene Ontology annotation, molecular function: ATP binding; P-type ion transporter activity; ATP hydrolysis activity. Gene Ontology annotation, cellular component: late endosome membrane. NCBI's taxonomy places the organism in Eukaryota, Metazoa, Chordata, Actinopteri, Anguilliformes, Congridae. Gene Ontology annotation, biological process: intracellular calcium ion homeostasis; polyamine transmembrane transport.
CCGAUUAGCGCCACAAGCUGUCACAUUGUGAAUGCGUGCGCUGAGCGCAUUUCUCAUUCAGACUACAGUUUGAUAGCUACUUGAAUUACGUCCCCCCCCCCCCCCGCCUUUAACAACGAUUUCGGGCGCAUUAUGACUCGCAGGUGAUAAUCAAAGAGUCCAGGUGGUUCUGGGAGCCCAGGUUGGUGUCGUAAGAGACGGGACUGUUGCUCGAGAGGGCGGGGGGCUGUCUGAAGCAUUGCUGCUGUGUACUGGAGGCUGGUAUCAGAGCUUCGCUGAACGAUGGAGAAGGACGACCCAAAGAUCGUGAACAAGGAGAUGGAGGACGAGAUGGAGAUCUCGGGGUACAGGUACUGCCACUGGAAGCUGGCCCUGGUGGGGGUGGGGGUGCUGGGCUCGGGGGGGUUCCUGCUCCUGCUGCUGUACUGGAUGCCUGAGUGGUGUGUGAAGAGCACCUGCUCCAGAACCGCCCUGAGAGACGCCCAGGUGCUGCUGCUGCAGUCUACUGAUGAGUUCAAGACCUGGUUCCGUGCUAAGGUACGCGUCAUGUUGGCUCCUGGGAGAGACCCCUUCCACAGCCUGGAUUCCCAGUGCCACGCCCCCCAGAGCCACACCCAACAACCCUCCCCAACAGAGGACCUCAUCAAGAAAUACGCUGAGUACCAGCCCACUCAGAUCCGCUAUUUCUCACUCCACAGCACUAAGUACUACUGGAGCGACGCACUCCAGAACUUUGAAGGAUUGACGGGACUGGAGGAUCGAGGCAUCACCUGUUCUUCCAUUCACUCUGACCACAGUACGGGGCUGAGCAAGAACCAACAGGACUACAGGAGGCUGUUUUUCGGGGUGAAUGAGAUCCUGGUCAAAGUGCCUUCUGUGUUCAAGCUGCUAAUUAAAGAGGUCCUGAACCCGUUCUACAUCUUCCAGCUCUUCAGCGUGAUCCUCUGGAGCGCCGAUGAGUACUUCUACUACGCCAUGGCCAUCGUCUUCAUGUCCGUCAUAUCCAUCGCUACCUCUCUGUACACCAUCAAAAAGCAAUAUGUGAUGCUGCACGACAUGGUGGCGACCCACAGCAUCGUGCGAGUGUCCAUCUGCCGGGACGACAACGAGCUGGAGGAGGCCAUGUCCACAGACCUCGUCCCUGGUGACAUCAUCGUCAUCCCCUCCAACGGGACCAUCAUGCCCUGCGACGCAGUGCUGCUCAGUGGCACCUGCAUCGUCAACGAGAGCAUGCUGACAGGGGAGAGUGUGCCGGUCACUAAGACCAACCUGCCCAACCCGGGGCUGGGUCUGAAGGGCUCGGAGGCUGACUCCCCCUACAGCACGGACGAGCACAAGAGACACACCCUCUUCUGCGGCACCAACGUCAUACAGACGCGCUUCUACUCCGGGGAGCUGGUCAAGGCUGUGGUCGUCUGCACCGGCUUCAGCACCGCUAAGGGGCAGCUGGUGCGCUCCAUCCUGUACCCAAAGCCCACCGAUUUCAAGCUGUACCGGGACGCCUACCUCUUCCUCCUGUGCCUGGUGGCCGUGGCAGGAAUCGGAUUUGUGUACUCCGUCGUGCUCAGCAUCAUGAACAACGUUCCGGUCGAGACCAUCAUCAUCGAGGCGCUGGACAUCAUCACCAUCACCGUGCCUCCCGCGCUCCCAGCGGCCAUGACGGCCGGCAUCGUGUACGCCCAGCGCCGCCUGAAGAAGCUGGGCAUCUUCUGCAUCAGCCCCCAGAGGAUCAACAUCUGCGGCCAGCUCAACCUGGUGUGCUUCGACAAGACUGGAACACUCACGGAGGAUGGGUUAGAUCUGUGGGGCAUCCGCCGGACGGAGAGUGGCAGGUUCCACCCCUCGGAGGAGAGCACCUAUAAGGAGUCUCUGGUGAAGUCCCAGUUCGUGGCCUGCAUGGCCACCUGCCACUCCCUCACCAAGAUCGAGGGCGUGCUCUCCGGAGACCCGCUCGACCUCAAGAUGUUCGAGGCCACCGGCUGGACUCUGGAGGAGGCCACAGAGGAGGAGACGGCCUUGCAUAACCGCAUCAUGCCCACCGUGGUGCGGCCCCCCAAACAGCUGCUGCCCCCCCCCGCCGCUGCUCCUGACGAGGACAUGGAGCUGUACGAGCUGUCGGGCGCGUACGAGAUCGGCAUCGUGCGGCAGUUCCCCUUCUCCUCCGGGCUGCAGCGCAUGUGCGUGGUGACGCGUCUGCUCGGCGAGAAACGCAUGGACGCCUACCUCAAGGGGGCGCCAGAGGUGGUGGCCAGCCUCUGCAAGAAGGAGUCCGUGCCGGAGAGCUUUGCCGAGGUUCUGGAGGACUACACCAAGCAGGGCUUCCGGGUCAUCGCCCUGGCCCACCGCCGGCUGGAGUCCAAACUCACCUGGCACAAAGUGCAGAACGUCAACAGGGACCACGUGGAGGUGAACAUGGAGUUCCUGGGGCUGAUCAUCAUGCAGAACAAGCUGAAGGUGGAGACCCCUGGUGUCCUGGAGGACCUGCGUCGGGCCAACAUCCGUACCGUCAUGGUUACCGGGGACAACAUGCUGACGGCCAUUUCGGUGGCGCGGGACUGCGGGAUGGUGCCCCCCCAGGACCGGGUCAUCAUCGCCGACGCCCUGCCCCCCAAAGACGGCCAGUCCGCCAGGAUCAACUGGCGCUACGCCGACAACCCCGUCAAUCAGGACAAGGGCGCCGCCCUGCAGGAAAUCUCGGUCAGCAUUGACAAGCCCUUGCAGCAGCAGCAGUACCACUUCGCCAUGAACGGGAAGUCCUUCGCCGUCAUCAUGGAGCACUUCCAGGACCUGGCCCAGAAGCUGGUUCUUCAUGGCACCGUGUUCGCCAGGAUGGCUCCAGAUCAGAAGACUCAGCUGGUUGAGGCACUGCAGAGUGUAGACUACUUUGUGGGAAUGUGUGGUGAUGGAGCCAACGACUGUGGCGCGCUGAAGCGGGCUCACAGCGGGAUCUCCCUCUCCGAGCUCGAGGCGUCGGUCGCCUCUCCCUUCACCUCCCGCACCCCCAACAUCUCCUGUGUGCCCAACCUCAUCAGGGAGGGUCGGGCGGCUCUCGUGACCUCCUUCUGUGUGUUCAAGUUCAUGGCUCUGUACAGCAUCAUCCAGUACAUCAGCGUGACUCUACUGUACUCGGUGCUCAGCAACCUCGGUGACUUCCAGUUCCUCUUCAUCGAUAUCGUCAUCAUCCUCGUCAUCGUGUUCACCAUGAGUCUGAACCCGGCCUGGCAGGAGCUGGUCUCGCGCCGCCCCCCCUCAGGACUCAUCUCCGGGCCGCUGCUCUUCUCCGUGCUCUCCCAGAUCCUCAUCUGCCUGGGCGUCCAGACCCUGGCCUUCCUCUGGGUCCGGCAGCAGAGCUGGUACGAGGUGUGGACCCCCGCGUCCGAUGCCUGUAACCGCCACCUGAACGGCUCGGCCCCUCUCCACAACGAGACCGAGCUGGACGAGCACAACAUCAAAAACUACGAGAACACCACCCUGUUCUACGUCUCGUCCUUCCAGUACCUCGUCGUCGCCAUCGUCUUCUCCAAGGGAAAGCCCUUCCGCCAGCCCAGCUACAAGAACUGGCCGUUCGUUGUGUGUACCCUCUUUCUCUACGUCUUCCUCCUCGUCAUCCUGUUCUACCCAGUCUCCGCCAUCGAUGACUUCCUAGAGAUCGCGUGCGUUCCUAUGGAAUGGCGUGUCAUAAUGCUGCUGAUCAUCGUAGGGAACUCUGUGAUUUCGGUCUUCGUGGAGACCUUCGUCCUUGACGUCGUCUUAUGGAGGCUUGUCUUCAGCCGAGACAAGCAGGGUGCAAUCGGGGUUUCCUCUGCUGACCAGAUGCCUCAGGAGGGCACAGAUCGCUGGUUCCCGGCGGUUCUGUCUCGGCUGUGUUGUCGACGGUCUCGGGUCCCGAAAGCUCGCUACAUGCACCUGGCCCAGGAGCUGCGGGUCGACCCGGACUGGCCCCCCAAGCCCCGGACCACCACCGAGGCCAAGGCCCCGCCCGCGGCCCAGAACGGGUCCUACCAAAUCCUGCCCACCUCCUAGCACCCCGCCGUUUCUUGGCAUUGGGACCGAACUGACCAGGACAAGGAAAUAAUGAAAUGACUGUUGAACUGAAAGAUUACAUGACUGUCAACAAACAAACAAACGAAAAGAAGAAAACGGAGGUUGUAUUGUAGGCCGCGAGAGAGGACUGGGAAUGCUUUAGAACGGAAAACCGGAAAGGGAAGUUGAACCGCACGGAGCACCGCACAAACAACCUCACAGCGCCAUGGCAACCGCAGUGCUCCCACAGCAACCGCUGUGCUCCCACGGCAACCGCUGUGUUACCAAGGCAUUGCGGGAAUGUUGUGAGAACUUUGCUUUUCUUCCUAAACUGGGCAGCGUAUCCCCAUGGUGUAUCACCUGGGCUUCAGAAUUGCCAGUAGCCAUCUUUGUUCUGAACCAUCGUACAUGAUGUCACACAGCCCCAUUGGUCUUUUUUUUUUUUGUUGUUUUAAAAAAUAUAUAUAUAAAUAUAAAAUCUUUCUUUUCCUUUUCUUCCUGUGGAAGAACAAUUGAGUUGUAAGAACCAUACAAGAGGCCCCGGUGUGACAGAGCUUCCAGGCAGGGGGUCAGAGUUCAAACCUGCUGGGGGCGGGGCCUGGCAGAGUUGCCGUGGAAACUUACUGGGACACGGGAGAGUGGGACCGUGGGGCAGUGAAGGGCUUUUCCUCCGCAGUCUAAGGGCUAAACCCGCCGUGGAUCCGUCUCGCGGGCUUCACACACAGGGCUGUAUCCGUUUCCGUGCUACAUACUGAAACUGCGUUGGCCACUCAACGUGGAUUUCCCUUCUGUGACAUCAGCACUGUAAGCCACGCCCCCCCCCCCCCCCCCCAAUCUAGACUGACAUCAGCACUGUAAGCCACGCCCCCCCCUCCUCAUCUAGGCUGUGACAUCAGUCCAUUUCUGCAUAGCAUGCGACACUGAUUUGCGUUGAUCAAAAACUAGUCAUAUUGUGCUCAGAUAUAUUCAUCAUUGUAUGUUUAAUAGAUUCAAAUUGAGAAUAAUGAGUUGUGUAUGUAUGUAUACAUGCAUAGAUUGCAUGCAGUAGAACCUCCGAGACAUUGUCCUCAGUAACAAUCGGAUGAAAAGUGUGAGCAUUCAACAGAACAUUUAAAAAUGAGACAAAGCAGCCAUCUAAACGCUGUUGCUAAUGUACUGUGUGGGCGGCCUGUAGCCUCGUGGUUAAGGUGGCUAUCAUGACUGGGACCAGCGAGGUUGGUGCAGCCACAAUAAGCCCAGUGCAGCCACAAUAAGAUCCUCACACUCUUGCCCUUGAGCAAGGCCCUUAACCCUGCAUUGCUCCAGGGGGGACUAAUCAACUGUAAGUCACUGUGGAUAAAAGUGUCAGCUAAAUAACAUAUAAUGUAAUGUAAUGAUGUGGGAUGGGAAAAGGGUUUGAUUUUAAAAGCACCUUUGGUUGUUCCCAUGAGAUCCUAACUUCCACAGGUAUUGUCACUGACUUCUGUGAAAUUGAUCAAUUUAACAAAGGAUUAUAGCUACAGAUACUUUAGAGGAGCCUAUUCUUAAAUACAUAAAUAUGGCUUCAUAUUUAUGAUUUCAGUACACCGUUUCAAACGAUAGAUUCAAAUGAUUUAAGUUGUAGUUGAUUGGCAACUGAUAAAAAGUUCUUAACGGCCUUUUGUAGUAUAUUUGUGUCUCCGAGGUUCUGUUGUGCGUGUGGCUGUGCAUGCGUGUGUGUCCGUGUGCGUGGUACCACCAGAACUCUGACUGACUCGAAACUGACUUUUUUUUUAGGCACUGUUAAACAAGGUGUCUGUUUUCCCCAAACUACUGUAUGAGUAACUGAACAACCUCAAUUGCUUUCUUCACCUCUCGGCGUGUAGUUCCGUAGAAGUUCUCCGUGUGCACAGAGCGGAAAUCUAAUGUUAAAACUUGAAUUCAGUGCAAUCGGCAUCAACAUCCUGACCGUGGAACUCACGCUUACGAACGGGCUGAAACGGAACCGGCAGAUCAGUUCAGUUCUGAAGAUCAGUUCAGCUCCGUUUCCCUACAGAAAUCAUAGCAAAGCCAUGGACAAGAAAGUGAAUUGAAAAUAAUGUUAAUAAAAUUAUCCUCCGAUACUGAGAAUUACUGAAACUGUAGAUGAUAUUAUUUGAGCGUAUUGUACUCGUCUGUCGAUUUCUGAACGCUGGUCUGACCCAAACCCGAAUACGCUUGGUCUAACCUCAUGUUUUGCGUUUGGACAGUCUGCAGUCGAUCUGUUAUCAAAGUCCAGCAGUGCCUUGUUGACCCGUUUGAAAUGGCCGGCACUGUUGAAAGCAUUUUCAGAUGGCUAAGGACACACUGGUGUUCAAUGUGUGUUAACUCUGAAAGAAAUGAACUGUGAUGAGUCACGUCUGUAAGUAGGACGGCACAGUGGCCCAUUUUGUUAAAUUAGAUUGUCAAAAGAAAAUGUACGGUAAUUAUCUUAAGAUGCAAGUGCUUUAAUCUUUUUGAUUUUUGAUCCCCUGGUCUAUACAUCAUCGCUUGGGGGAGAGAAGGACAAUUGGGACUGAUUUUAAAAAAAUGGCCCCUAAUACAGUUAUUACCCAUCAGCCCCGUGUCUUUUAAUGAACCAUGUAGUUCCACAUCACGACGGAAUACUUUGGUAUUAUAAUGUCAGUUGUAUUUGAAUUUGGGUUUUCGUCUAAAAUGUUUGAGACGUGUGUUCUAACCAUGUGUUACAGUUGGCUCUAAAAUAUGAAUAUUGCAUUUUGAAAUAGAUGUGCAAAUAAUUGCCAUUAUUUUACUUUUUUUUUUUUUUUUUAGGGCAGUAGUUUUUUUUUGUUUUGUUUUUUUGGUACUCUUUAUUUGUGGGAUUUCAUCAUGAUCAAACAUUGUUCAUGUUUGUCAUUUAUAGUUUGAAUCAGUGUGUUAUUUCAAGGUAGGGGAAUAUGAGUAUGUGUCUGUCUUCUGAUUUAUUCAAAAAGGUGUGUUGCGUUUGGGAUCACCUUUAUGCAGAAAGUAGCUAGGGGUGGAACCAUCUCUGAAAAUCCUCCAAUAAGGUAGUGCUCAUUCGUAAAUCCUUAUUGGUGUGUGAGCAAUGCAUCGCAGCACAGUACUGUGUCCAGUGGGAAAUCAACUCUGAUGGUGUACUUUUAACUCUCGUAGAGUGCACUGGGUCCUUACUGGAUACGUUGCUGUUAUCAGUUUGUCGAUGAGUGUAGCACUGCCCCAUCGUGUUUCCCAGCUAAUAACGUCUUGACUGAAUACAUUAAUGGCUAUAGUAUGUUAACAAUCCUGGGAAUGCUGUUUCUCUUCGGUCUAGGAAUGUUGGUAGAUGCAGCUUCUCUUCCUGGUCUGGGAAUGUAGUCUCUACUUUUCCUGGGAAUCUUAAUUUUCCCUGUGUGACCAAUAAGCCAAGACUGGAUUUUCCCUCUCAUUCAUGGCCUGUGAAUGGUCCAUUUUAUUUUCAGCAGUUUAUUUUCUGCGUCACGCCAUCGAGGGGGUUCUGAGGAGGAUUGGAAAGGGAUACUGUUCAGCACAGCAUAUGCUUGAAAUAUUCCCAAAUAUAAACGCGAAUAUUAAAUUGUAUGCUCUUCUGCAUCAGCUUUUGCACAGCUGCGAAUGAGGAAAAGAUGCUUGUGGGUGUGAUGGGAAUAAUUUGUGUAAGCGGUUUGUGUUUGUGUGUUUGUUCAUUUUAAUCAUUGAAUCGUUUGGUGGUUCGACACUGGGGCUGACUGCACGUGGGUGGCGUAACGCUAGGCGGGAUGACAUCAGCAAACCGUUCAUGGAUCGUUUCACUGAGAGAGGACGACUGGGCAGGUGCCACACCUUCCUUUGUCUUUAACUGACAGGAAUGAUCAGAAGUCAGACGGGUGACAUGAGUAGCUAACGCUAAGGCAAUGCUAAUACUUAUAUUCCCUCUACGGUGUGUGUUUUUGACGUAGGUGACUACACCCCUUCAGAUAUUAACCCAAUGUUUACUGAAAGGUACAGGACAUUAAAGUGUUUUAUAUCCCUGGAGAUGUCUCUGUCUGACUGCAGUAUGUGGAGUAGGAAAACUGAGGGAUAGAGACUGCUGUUAUAUGGUUCACUUGUUUAUUUCCUCAGGGAAAUGUUUGUAUUGUUAAUAAAAUGAAAUAAAAACAAGGAUCAUUUCUUUUGGUAAACAUGUUUUCUGUAAGUGGGUUAUUGUAAAGUUUGUUGAGCUAAAAUGAUGAAUUUACCCCCCUUUUCUCUUUCGCCCAAGCUUUUGGAACAUGAUCAGUUUUGCAGAAGAAUGUAUAUAACUUUGCAGAUUUUUCUACGUGUAAUUUAUUUUUUAUUUAUUUUUAUUUGUGUUUCUUUUCUGAGACCUGUGCUCGAUUCCUCCUUUCCUUUUGAAUAAAUGUUAUUUAAGAAAAAAAAAAAA